This is a messenger RNA of Erythranthe guttata (spotted monkey flower), 796 nucleotides long. Its product is annotated as tyrosine sulfotransferase-like protein. The record is from RefSeq and is a predicted model, not a curated record. Lineage: Eukaryota; Viridiplantae; Streptophyta; Magnoliopsida; Lamiales; Phrymaceae.
GUACACGUGGCAAUAAGUUUACCCCGCAUUGCAAUUUUAUUCUCCAAUUCUAUUCAAGAACGCUCCUGCUCAGCUCAAAUCUCAAUCUUCCUCAAGAAACUCGCUAUUUAAAGUCUCAGCUAUGGCUGGAAAAGCAGUAAAAUCUGUUGCAAAAGCAGUGGGAGGAUACCAAUAUCCAUGGCAAGAGAAGUUAGCAAAGUACAAGGAUGAGCUGUCAAAGGGUGUAUGGGGUUACUGGGAGCUUGGAGCAUGGAAGCCUCUUUCAAUCAGUGCACGCCAUAGAGCUCGGCUCCGUAAGGAAGUCCUUUUAUCUGGAGCUGAUUGGGAAUAUGAUCCAGCGAGGAAGGAGAUGAAGACCAAGAGGAAAGGUCAUAAGGUUGACCGAUUAGCUGCUGAGAAACGAGAACGUACUAAAGAACUCAUGGAAGGUAUGCCACAGAUGUUGGCCGACUAUAAGAAGAGAAAGUGGGAGCAGAAGAUGAAAGCUGAAGAAGAUGCUGCUAAGAAAACUUUGCAGGAGUAGUUUGCAACUUUUAACCCUUUUUCCCCUCCAUAUAUAUGGGAUUAAAUUUGAAUUGGAUUUCUGCUUUCGUUUAUUAUCACCAGUGGAUUUUUCAUUUUCAUUUUCAUUUUCAUUUUCAUUUUCAUUUUCAUUUUCAUGUAAUGAGCCUUCGGAUUCAUGGGGUUUCUUGGAUUUUGUUUCUUGUUUUAGAAUUGGUAUGUGAAAAGUACUUUGGAUUUAUAAGACAUUGAUCAAUAAGAAAUCUGUGGCUCUGUACAAUGAGCUUAUCCUAAA